CAGCCACAUCCCCUCUCGAGAGACUUGUCUCGACCCACAGGCACCGCCCACCACUCCCCGCCCUCCUCGCGCCCUCAUCCCCUGCCUCCCCCCGUCUUUCUCCCACCAUGGACGCCGCUGCUGGCAACGAUGAGGAGGUGCUGAGCCUUCCCCUUGCUGUUCGCCUCGAGCACAAGUCCUGGAAAGCCCGGCGCAGUGGCUACGAGGAGUUGACUACUCUCUUCCGGACGCUGGACCCGGAUUCGCGCGAAUAUGACCGCUGGCAGCCCCUCCUCAAGGGCAUGUCUGCCGACACCAACAACAUUGCCUUGGACGCCGGGUUUGUGGCGAUCAGCACCUUCUUCGAGAAUGCCGACCGGGUGGGUGAUGCCCCUGCUGCCGUGCUGCCGGGGCUGGUGAACAAGGGGCUGGCUUCGCCGCGCUCCAUCACCCGCAGCAAGGCGCAUGACACCAUCCUCGCCAUCAUGGCCGCCGGCACGCCGGAUCCGGUAGUUCAAGAGCUACUUCCCUUCCUCGACAACCGCCUGCCGAAGUUGGUGGCCGCUGUCAUUGCUGUCCUCAACGACGCGGCCCUGCAAUUUGGCACCAAAACCCUCAAUCCGCGGCCAUUGCUUGCGUGCUUGGAAAAGAUUUUCGCCCAUUCGGACCCCGGCGUCCGGAGUGCCGGCACCCAGCUGGCCGUCAGCCUCCGGCGUUGGAUCGGUGUCGCGCCGCUGACAGCUCUCCUGUCGAACCUCAAGCCGGCUCAGCAAAAUGAGCUGAAAGCCCUGUUCGAUGCUCAGCCAGCCGAUCCCCCCGUGCAGACGCGCUUCACUCGGGCUCAGCUUCGGGCUCAGGCCCUGGCGGCCGAGAAGCCGGCAGCUGCCACCGGCGGCGCCGAUCUGGACGCCGGGCUCGAAGCCGGGGAUGAUGCCCCGGAAGAGCCGGCCGAGGUGGACCCCUUCUCAUUGCUGGAGCCCAAGGAUGUGUCAUCCAACAUCCCCGACAACCUGGAAGAAUCGCUUACUGGCGGGACCUGGAAAACCCGCAAGGAGGCUCUCGAUGAGCUCAUCAAGGUUGUGGAUUUCCCCCGUUUGGCCCCCUCACCGGCAUUGGCGCACGCCGUUCGUCUUAUGAAGAAGUCCCUCGGCGACACGAAUGUCAUGGUGGCCAUGGCUGCCGCGCGAGUGAUCGAGCUGGCGGCACUCGGCCUGCGCGAGGCCUUCGAGCCGCUUGUCAGCGCGAAUCUCGGUGCUCUGAUCGACAUGUUCAAGGAGAAGCGCCGCAAUGUGGUUGAGGCUCUCGCCAAGGCCGUGGACGCGUCGCUCCUGUCGUGCACCAUCUUUGAGCAUGCCGAGACCUUUACCCCCGGUCUUGGCCACAAGAAUCCCAGCAUUCGCAAGGAGACCUCACUGGCCUGCCUGCGCUACCUGCAGAAGGUCAAGACCAUCCCGGAUCAGCCAGAGGCCCGGUAUCUGCGUGAGCAGGCCACCAAGCUCAUGGACGACUCGGAUUCGACCAUCCGCGAGUGUGCCUUUGACAUCCUCGGCACGCAGAUGCGUCUCCACGGGGAGCGCUUUAUGGCCGGGGUCCUCGAGGGCACGGACAAGAUCAAGCAGGAGAAGAUUCGCGCCGCCUUCGAGAAGGCAACCGUGGUCGCCAAGCCGGCCCGUACCGCGGCGGCGGCGGCGGCGGCAGGGGCGGCGGCGGCGGCUGCCCCGGCGGCGCGCCCCUCCGCUUCGGGCGCUGCCACGGCUCGGCCAGGCGCCAUGGCCUCUAGGCCAGGUGCCGCCUCCGCCGGUGGUGCCAAGCCUGGACUCAUGCGGCCGGGUGUCACAUCUACUGCUGCUGGUCCUGCCGCUGGCACGGCCGGGGGGCGGUCCCUGCCCCCGACGGCGGGAGCCGCGCCCGGUGGGGGAGCUUCUCCUCCGAUGUCGGCCGUCACUCCGGCUGCGUCGGCCCCGGUCCCGGCCCCGGCCCCGGCCGAGCCUUUUGCCUUCCUCCCGUCCAAUGCCCGGGUGCGCGAGGCGCGCAUUCGCCGGGAAUUGCGCUGGCAAUUUGACCAAGCUCGGCCGGAAUUCCAGCAGAGCUUGGCCGGGCAAGUUGAGGGGCACCUGACGCCCGAGCUGGCGGCCCUGGUGGCAUCGACCGACCCCCGGCGCCAUGCCCAAGCAUUGGACCUGUUCGAGCAGGCGGUCGGCCAGACGGCUCCCGGGGGGCCUGGCGGCCCGGCCGGGUCUCCGGACGAGCUGUUUGCCCUGCUGGACCCGAAUGUGGACUUGCUGUACAAGUUCCUGACGCUGCGGCUGUUCGAUUCGAAUACCGCCAACAACAUGAAGGCCGCCUCGGUGCUGGAUGCCAUGCUCGGUGUGCUGGAGGCCCGGCGUCGUCCAUUGGCCGACUAUGAUGCCGGAAUCCUGGUCCCUGUGUUGGUCAUGCGCCAGGGCGAGCUCCGGGACCCGGUGCGCCGGGCCUUGCGCCAAAUCAACCACCAGCGCAUCCCGGCGGUUUAUCCGGCGGCCCGAUUCUUUGCCCUGGUGUGGGACACGGUCCAGCGCCCGACCAAGAAGCUCCAAAUCCGUGUUGAUGGCCUGGAGAUUCUGGCGGGUCUGGUCACCACGCAGGGGGUUGCCGCGUGUGGCGCCGGGCCUGGGGCCGAUCCCGCGGCCAGCGACCCGCGCCUGGAUGCCGGUGGCCCGGGGCGCUUUAUUCCGCAGCUGCUCAACCUGGCCGCCGGCGAGCCGGCAGCAUCGGCCCUUCGGCAGACGGCUCUCAAUCUCCUGCGCCAGCUGUACCUGCUGGAUGCCGGGAUCCUGCGCCAUGUACCGGCUGCCCAUCGGCGCAUGGUGGACGAGCGUCUGAAGAAGGACCUGAAGCCGGGCGCCGCUCCGUCGGUUAUCUCCGGUGGUGCAAAUGCCCAGCCGCCAUCCAUGGUUGGUGCUGAGCCUGCCAUUGCUGCUCCCGUGGCCGAGCGUCCGGGAUCCGGCUCCUUCGCCGCACCCCUGCCAGUCCCCGCUGCGGCGGAGCCCCCCGCUCCGGUUGCCCCCGCCGGCAGCAGUGUGCCCUUUGGCCAGAUGCCCCUGUCAGCCAGCAGCUUUGGUGCUGACCGAGGCUCGCUUCCGCGGUUCUCCCUCCAGCUGUCUGACAGCGUGGCCCAUGCGCCUCUUUCGGCUGGCGGUGACGCUGGGACCGAGCGGACCAACUUCGCCGAUGUUGAGUCCCUCAAGCGCCUGGAGAAGCUCCUCUCCGUGUCGCCAAUCGCCAAGGUCAGUGAAGUGGACCAUAUCACCACGAGCGCGGUCCGGCAGCUGCAUAUGUCACUUUCGGCCUCCUUUACGGGUGUCACCUUGCCCGGGCAGCAGCCCGAUGCAGCAGGCACCCCGGCCGAUGUCGGGCGUCUGGCCAUGCACCUGGUCGGUGUGCUGGUCCUGGUGUUCGGGGACUUCAUCCUGGCCCAGAGCGUUGGCUCGGAAGCCGUGGGGCUGGUGGCCCGAGAGCUGCUCCUGCGUCUGCUGGACCCCCGGGUUCGGUCACACUUCCCCAAUGGCGAGCAUCUCAGCCGAGCCUUUAACUUGGCCAUGACUCGGGUUCUGGAGAAUGGCGAUGUGUCCCGGUCAAUUCACGUCCUGCUGGGCAUCCUGGGGGCUUGCUUGUCCGGCCGCGGAGCCGGCAUCCUGAGCAUUGGCUCGCCAGUUGACCUCGACCCGCGUCAGCCACCCGUCGAGCGGGUGGCCGAUCUGGUUAUGAAGUGCAUCUGGAAGAUGAUGAACAGCCAGGUAUUCUACCGGUGGCUGGCCAAUCCGGCCUCCAAUGUGGACGCCUUCCUCCUGGACCUACACAACUUCCUCCUUGCCUGCCCGCCGGCCAUGCUGUCGCGCCGCGCGGCCGAGGGGGCCGUCCUCGGGGACCACCCCCUCCGGACCAUCAACAAUCUCAUCUCCGAAGCUGUCCAGUCCAAGGAUCAGAGCAUUUACAACUAUGUGGGGCUGAUCCCGGACUUCACCAACAGUCCCUUGGCCCCGCUCAUUCAGGUGACCCUGGAGCGCUUCCGUGCUGCACGGGCCAACGCCGCGGCCGCUGGGCCCGGGUCGCCACAGCUCCCCACUCCCGGGGCGGCUGCCGCCCUGGUGGCGGUGGCCGCCCCGCCGGCUGGGGGGCCCUCUUCGGCUGGAGCCUCACCAGCUAAUAGCUUUGGCCCGGGCGGCCCCAGCAGCCACGGUGCCUGGGGAGCAUCCACCGACUCCGCCAGCGCCUUUUCCGGUUCCUUCCCAGCCGCCGGCGCGGUAACCCCCUCGCGCUCGUCCAUUCCCGGCGGCCUGCCCUCGGGUUACCACUCGACCGGGUCCUUUGCCGCCACGACUCCCAUUCCCGCCGGCAGCCGCCCCGCCAUGUGGAGCCCUCAAACGCCGCUGGCCGAUGCGGCCGCCGUCGCCACCAUGGCCGCCAUGGCUGCCCCUGCUGCUCCGCCGGCCGAUCCACGCAUCCGCUUCCCGGCCGGCAUCCCCCCGAUCGACAUUCUGUCUACCAUCUACCGGAAGAUCUCCGAGUACGAGGACACCCGCCAGCGUCUGCGCGAGCUCUUCUACUUCCGCCGGCAGUUCUUCCCAGCCGAGGAGCGCCUCUACCAGGACUUCCUGGCCCAGCAGCCAGAUGCGGUCAAGGGCUUUGUUGAGCGUGGUCUUGAUCGGGUUCUGGCCGAGGAAGGCGACGCUGCCGAUUACCAUGAUGCCGUCGAUGCUGGCCGCGCGUCGGCCCUCGGCCGGCCCACCUCUUCCGGCGAUUCGGCGGCUCCCUCAUCGACCUCGGGGCAUCACUCCCCCGAGGAGCGUGCCGCCCGGCUGUCGCCGUUGCUGACUCCGGCCGCGCUGAUUCCCGGGACUUCGGCGGCGCCUCCGGCCGCUGCCUCGUCUUUGCCUGCCGGCUCAGCCGAUGUCGCUCCCGGCACAGCCCGACCGAACCUUGCCUCGAUUAAGGAGCGACUGGAUCGCCUCCGCCGUCAGUAAGCCCCUUCCCAAAUGUGUCCUCCCCUACCUUGCCACACAUGCAUGCGCCUCUCCUCUUCGCCUCUUUCGCAUGCACAUAUCCAUAUCAACUCAUGUACCAUCGGCGCCCCCUCGGCGGCCAUGCAGACGAUUGUGUCGCCCCGGUGGAAGGAUACCUUCCCGAUCCAAUGAAUACACCUACAUUUAGAA
Fonticula alba is the source of this 5171-nucleotide messenger RNA. RefSeq lists its product as hypothetical. The transcript is spliced from 10 exons. Bases 108 to 4982 code for a protein of 1624 amino acids. Gene Ontology annotation, cellular component: centrosome; spindle pole; microtubule plus-end. The record is from RefSeq and is a predicted model, not a curated record. Gene Ontology annotation, biological process: mitotic spindle organization; establishment or maintenance of microtubule cytoskeleton polarity; centrosome duplication. Lineage: Eukaryota; Rotosphaerida; Fonticulaceae. Gene Ontology annotation, molecular function: microtubule plus end polymerase activity; microtubule plus-end binding.